Messenger RNA from Seriola aureovittata, 3622 nucleotides. RefSeq names its product PKc_LIMK_like_unk domain-containing protein. Gene Ontology annotation, cellular component: nucleus; cytoplasm. Bases 276 to 1271 code for a protein of 331 amino acids. Lineage: Eukaryota; Metazoa; Chordata; Actinopteri; Carangiformes; Carangidae. The record is from RefSeq and is a predicted model, not a curated record. The transcript has 10 exons. Gene Ontology annotation, molecular function: ATP binding; protein serine/threonine kinase activity. Gene Ontology annotation, biological process: actin cytoskeleton organization; protein phosphorylation.
UGGUUCCUAAGACAACCCAUAAAACAUGCAUUUGCAUUUGCGAGGCUUGUUUCGACCACCACAUCCACAGAGAAGUGAGCUGCCGCAGCAGAGCAGAGAGUCUUCAAACAACCGGGACUUCCUGCACAAACAGCAAAAACUAGAACGGAUAUAUGAUGCGUAAUACUUUAUCAAGAAUUUAAACCUUGAGCUGUCUUUUUUUUACCCACAACGACGCUGGGACUGAAUCUAUUUUCUGCACAGAGACCUCUUGAGUUUGUCCCAUCACCCACAAGAUGCAUAUGAAUAGCUUAUUAAAUCAAUGGAUGGAUAUCUCCAGGAUGUGUGAUGUGGAUGUGUCCUCAGAGCCCACCAGCCCCACCCUAUAUGGUGAGUCUUCAGACAAGUACUACCAUGUGGACCGUUGGCAGAAGCUCCGCACCGCCGUCCGCAAACUGGAGUUCUGGGAAAACUUUACUGCUGAGCUAAUCGGAAGCGGCUUUUUCUCCAAAGUCUAUAAGGUGAUGCACAACACCAGUCGGAAGGUGAUGGUGGUCAAGAUCUACAAAAACGAUGUGGACCAAGACAGCAUCGUCCGAGAGAUCAGCCUGCUGCAGAAGCUCUCCCACCCCAACAUCGUCAGAUAUCUGGGAAUCUGUGUCAAAGAAGACAAACUCUAUCCGAUCUUAGAAUAUGUAAAUGGUGGCUGUCUGGAGGAGCUCCUGGCCAGGAAAGAUGUCCCCCUGAGCUGGAGAGAGAAGGUGGACCUGGCCUGUGACAUAAGCAGAGGAAUGAUCUACCUGCACUACAAGAACAUUUACCACAGAGACCUCAACUCAAAGAACUGUCUGAUCCGGGUGACGUCUCGGGGACGCGAGGCCCUGGUGACGGACUUCGGCCUGGCGAGGGAGGUGGUGGAGCUGCCGGUUAAAGAUCCCGGCAGGAAGCUCUCACUAGUGGGCUCAGCCUUUUGGAUGGCCCCUGAGAUGCUCCGAGGGGAGCCGUACGACCGCAAGGUGGAUGUUUUCUCCUUCGGCAUUGUGCUGUGUGAAAUCCUGGCCAGGAUUCCUGCCGACCCAGAGAUACUACCCAGAACACAGGACUACGGGCUGGAUGUGAAAACAUUCAGGGAGUUGGUGAGCGACUGUCCUCAGCGUCUCCUGGAGUUAGCAGCCAGCUGCUGUAUGCUGGAGUCCUUCAGACGGCCGGCGUUCACAGAGCUGCUGGAUGAGUUGGGAGAAGUCGCUGAGACCCUGGAGUUGCCGCCAAAAUCUGAUCUGACCACGAGCUGAGUGGUUCAUCUGAGAAACCUCCACAGAUUCAGCGACAGGACCAGAGGGGUCUGCGAUUACUUGUCACUGUCUGGAACUGGAAACAGGAAACUGGACUGAAUAUAAGCAAAAACACACCUGAUCAGCUGCACAACACAUGACCACGGCGGACCCUGACUUCACUGAGGUGGUGCAGAUAUACAGUAUUAGAUGUGUUUUUUUUAAGUGAGCGGCGGAAACUCUCCUGACCUUCGUGGACAUUUUGCUUUGACACAUUUGUGUACAUGUAAAUAGCAGUAUGACUUCUGUUUUCUUGUCUUCCUUCCUCUGUUUCCUCCUGUUUGUGAGUGGUUUUGUUUUGUAACCGACGAGACGGAUGAUGAAGUCUGUUGAUGUGUUUUCUGCCUCCUCUGUCUGCUCGCCCGUCCCUUUUGAUUCUGCAGGCCUGGACUCUGGUUCGACGCUUCUCCAACAGGAAAUUGCAUUUGUUGACAGAGCAAGAGUCUUCUGCUCUCUACUGGGACUUUAACAAAGAAAUCACCAGACGUUACUUAAUACUACAUGGGACAGAAAAACUGUUUCAGACAACAGACAAACCAUGAACACACACAGCAAAUGCAGGACUAAGGAGAUUAUAAGCUGUUUUCUACUAUAUGUUCAGAAUAGUUGAACCUGAGGCAGAAACCUCAAAUAUGGCAAAAUCAAACCCAAUCAUAUCAUGUCAUAUUUAAUGUUGCAUUAAGCACAGUAAUACUGAAAGCCUCCAACAUAUCAGCUUUACAGGAACAAAGAAAAAAAUCAGUUUUAGGCCAUUAGACUUUACUUAGCAUGACGACUUUCUAUUUUUAGCAGCUGCGACAGUGUGUGGCUGCUUCUGUUUUCAACUUGUGAAAAGCCUCUGGUGUGUGUGUGUGUGCGUGUGUGUGUGUGUGUGUAUGUGUGCGCGUGUCAUCAUGGCAAAAUGUGGUCCUGGAGACGCUUACUGUAGCAGGAGCUAGCACAGAGUAGUGUGGCAGGUGUUUUAGCAUCGCAACUGUACAAGAUACAGUCAUGAAACGUGACAGGUGACGAUGUGGUCCAAUGAACCCAUGAGAUCUGAGUAGUCGUGUAAUAAUUUAGUAAUAACUACUGAGUACCUAGUUUUUCUCAACAAAAACAUACCUUUCUCAACAAUAAAAUCACAAAACGCGUCCAUUUCCAAUAAUCAAAUGCACAAUUUAACGUCCUAAUCUUUUUUUCCUUUGACAUAGUUUGUUGUUAUUGUUGUUUAUAAGGCUACUUUGAGCUGAACAUGUGUGUGUAAAUAUUUAAGAUUUUCUCUUUUGCUUUCUCUUUUUUUUUUUAUUAAUUCUGCCACCUUUUAGUGAUUGGAAGUGUCCAGAUUCUUUUCAGUUUACCACUUUUGACUACUUUCUGGUUUGUGUGUUGUUAGUGAUUUUUUCAGGCAGCUACAAACAAAAUGAAUUCAUAAAAAGCCACUUUUAUUUUCUGCCCGAUUAACUUUCUUCUGCCUUUUUAAAUGGAAAUAUGUCAGCUGGUUUUCAGACUUCAGAGUUACAGGUUUAGUUUUCUUGCACAUACACACACACACACACACACGUGAUAAAAGAGUGGAAAAAUAUAAAAGAGAAUAAUGAAAUACAGGUAAAACGCACAAAAACCCAAGCAGACUUUUAAAUAUAGAAAUAAUAAUGAGUUGGAUAACAGACUCACCAAGGAGAAGAAUGUCUGAAGAGGAGAAAAAUAAAAAUAAUCUAGAACUUUAUUUCCCAUUUAGACAUUUACACAGGCAGUUUUCUCCAUUCUCCAGGUGAAUUCUCAUUCAGACUUUUCAUAUCACACCGUGGAAAACUAAUGUAACCAUUUUCAUUUAUUCUACUUAAAUAAAAUUUGUAUUGUAAAGAAAGUGUCAGUCCCUUUUCAUAUAGAUACCCGUGUGUGUAACUUACUUUUUUAUACAUAUUAUGUAUAUUUUACAUUCACUGACACCAACAAUAAAAACUGUUUAUAAAUGCUCAUAAAAUGUGUUAUUUGCUGGGAUAAUUCCAUGUUAGUUUUUUGUAAUUAAAUGACUGAUGUACAACUCAUCUUACAGGGAUUUGUUCAAUUAUUUUUCAGUUUCUCAGUUUAUUGAUGUAAUGCUUCUGUAUGGGCCAAACAGACAGUGGGAGAAUAUGUAAUCUAAUCCUGACGUGUUAUAAGUUUGGAUAUUGUUGCCUGAUGGUACGAUAAUCACUGGACCAUAGAGCCUCUAGCUGAUGUGCACAUUAAAACAGGAUAGAUGGAUGAAUGGAUGGAUGAUUUUCUAUACAACAAAUAAAGUCAAUGCAUUGCCAUGCAUACCACAACAAAUAAUAAAGAAAGUGUGAAUA